Messenger RNA from Parus major (Great Tit), 3240 nucleotides. It is a transcript of the gene TMEM39B, whose product is annotated as transmembrane protein 39B. Lineage: Eukaryota; Metazoa; Chordata; Aves; Passeriformes; Paridae. The transcript is spliced from 9 exons. The coding region runs from base 1622 to 3091 and encodes 489 amino acids. Gene Ontology annotation, cellular component: membrane. The record is from RefSeq and is a predicted model, not a curated record.
ACAGUGGAGGAAUUUUUUUUUUUUAAAAAAUGGUGGUCUUUUGGUAAUUCUCGUGAGAAAAAUUUUUUUUUCAAGCUUAAAUUUCUAUUUUUUUUAAAAAAAAAAUAUGAAAAAGACAAAAGAAAAAUUGUUUUUCACCCCCUGGAAGUUGCUGGAAGCAGUUUUGAGGCAGAAAUCUGAAUUUGGAAAGCGUGUGAUGGUUCUUUGCUGGAUGAUUCAGAUUUCAGGUGGCCUCAGGGAAUAUUCCAGAGGCUGGUUUAAGUAGGAUUGCUGAGAAUUCCAAGGAAUUUGCUUUCUGUAACCCCCCUUGGCUAAGAUGACGUUUCCAAAUCAGCUUUUCCUUGGAAAAAACCACUUUAAAAAUGAAUUUUUUUGUUGGUGAAUGGUGCAGCAGCUGCUCCUUAAAUCCUUUCUGAGAGGGUGUGGAUGUAGAAAUAUUUAAUAUAUUUCUAUUUAAAAAUAAAGGCUUCAUGGUUUGUUAUUUCCCAUCCAGCAGAUGAAUUUGGAAUUUUAAGGGGAGAGGAUUAAACUGCUUGGGGGUGAAAAAUAGAAUUUUAGGGAAAAAAAAAAAAACCAAAAACCAACAAACUGCAGCGCAUGAACAGAGGGGAAUAUUUAAAAAAAUAAAAAGAAAAAAAAAAACCACAAAAAAAACACAAAAGUUGUAUUUGUAGAUUGUUAUUAAAGUGCAAAUAACUGAAUUUUCAACACUGGUUUGGAGUCAGCUUUCAGGGCAUAAUGUGAUGAAAAGAUCAGCCUAUGCCCCCCCUUUUAAAGGAAAAUUAUCAGCAGGAGAAAUCAGGAUGUGUAAAGCUAACAGGCAUCGCAAAUCCCAAAAGGUAACCUAAAUGUCUGAUUUUAAUAUAGCACAUUUCUCUUUUCCAUAAACCUGUGACGUAAACUUUUUUACCCAGCCGACCCUUCAGAUGUUAAUUUAAUGCAAAAGGGGACAAAAAAACAACCAAAACCCAAAAAAAAACCCAUGGAAAAAAAAAAAAAAAUGUUUUAAAUAUAAACAUUUAAACCAACCCACAUGGCUCUGGCAUAAAUUAGCAAUAACUUUAUUUAAUAAUGUGCCCUUGGCAGAUGCACUGGGAUGGAAUGUGGGCCAAAAGGAAUCUUUUAAAUAUCCUGAAUUUUUAAAGGAUAAAAGAUGUAAAAUGAACAUGAAUCCAAGCUAGUCCUGCUACUGCCAAAAAAAAAACAAACCAAAAAACAAACAACCAAACCCCAAAUUCUGCUCAGUUGUUUGAAAAUAUCAAUUUUUAGCCCCCCCAGUAUUGCUGUUUCCUGUGAAAUGUCCAUAGCUCAGCUGAACUUGCAUGUUUUUCCUUCAUGUGUAAUUGCAUGCAGGAAUCUUUUUCCUUCUUUAUCCUUUAUUUUUUUUAUUAUUAUUAUUAUUAUUAUUAUUAUUAUUUUCUGUGAAGAUUUUUUUGGUAUCUCUGCUCCUAUUGAGGAUCCUCACAAUUUUUAUUUUUUUUUCUUUUAAUUUGCAGGGAUUUGGCGCCGUGACUCAGCAGGGUGAGGAGGAGGAGGAGGAGGAGGAGGAGCAGCACCAGCUGGUGGUGAGGGCUGAGCCCAGCCCACAGUGAGCAGCCAGGAAUCCCCCAAACUCCUGGGAAUGGCCGGGGGACGGCGGGGUCCCAACAGAACCUCCUACUGCCGGAACCCCCUGUGCGAGCCCGGAGCUGCCGGAGCCUCCGGACACUCCUCGGGCUCCUCCGUCACCGGCGUGCGCUCCCGGACCAGGAGUGGCUCAGGGACAGGGCUGUCCAGCCCCCCUCUGGCAGCUCAGACAGUCGUUCCCCUGCGGCACUGCAAAAUCCCCGAGCUGCCCGUGGAGAGGAGCGUCCUGUUCGAGCUGCAGCUCUUCUUCUGCCACCUCGUCGCCCUCUUCGUCCACUACAUCAACAUCUACAAGACAGUGUGGUGGUACCCACCCUCCCACCCUCCUUCUCACACAUCCCUGAACUUUCACCUCAUUGACUUCAACGUGCUGACGGUGACAACCAUCGUGCUGGCACGGCGGCUCAUUGGUGCUGUGGUCAAGGAGGCUUCCCAGAGUGGCAAAGUGUCCCUGCCACGCUCCAUCUUCCUGGUGGUCACUCGCUUCGCCGUCCUCACGGGCACAGGCUGGAGUUUGUGUCGCUCCAUCAUCCACCUCUUCAGGACCUACUCAUUCCUCAACCUCCUGUUCCUGUGCUACCCGUUUGGGAUGUACAUCCCCUUCCUCCAGCUGAACUGUGACUUUCGGAAGGCAGGGCUCUUCGCCCAGGUGGCCAACAUUGGCCCCAGGGACACAGGGGAGGUGACAGCCCGGGGCAGGGACUACCUGACAGUGCUCAAGGAGACCUGGAAGCAGCACACGAGGCAGAUGUACGGCAUGGAGGCCAUGCCCAGCCACGCCUGCUGCCUCUCCCCAGACCUCAUCCGCAACGAGGUGGAAUUCCUGAAAAUGGAUUUCAACUGGCGCAUGAAGGAGGUGCUGGUGAGCUCCAUGCUCAGUGCCUACUACGUGGCCUUUGUGCCUGUGUGGUUUGUCAAGAACACUCAGUACUACGACAAACGCUGGUCCUGUGAGCUCUUCCUGCUGGUUUCCAUCAGCACCUCGGUGAUCCUCAUGCAGUACCUGCUCCCUGCACGAUACUGUGACCUGCUCCACAAAGCUGCAGCACACCUUGGCUGCUGGCAGAAGGUGGAUCCGGCCCUCUGCUCCAACGUGCUGCAGCACCAGUGGACUGAGGAGUGCAUGUGGCCUCAGGGGGUGCUGGUGAAGCACAGCAAGAACGUCUACAAGGCCGUGGGUCACUACAACGUGGCCGUGCCCUCGGACGUCUCGCACUUCAGGUUCCACUUCUUUUUCAGCAAACCACUGCGAAUCCUCAACAUCUUGAUUCUGCUGGAAGGAGCUGUCAUCUUCUACCAGCUCUACUCGCUGAUUUCCUCGGAGAAGUGGCACCAGACGAUCUCACUGGCUCUGAUCCUCUUCAGCAAUUACUACGCCUUCUUCAAACUGCUGCGGGACCGGCUGGUGCUGGGCAAAGCCUACUCCUAUGCUGCCAGCAGGGACUCAGAGCAGAAGUUAAAUUAAAACAAUUGCACUGAUGCUCUCAGCAUAUUACAGAACAAACAAAAACAAGAAACCCUCAGAGCUUUGUAUUUUUGUUACCACUGCUUUUUUUUUGUUGUCGUUUUCUUUGAUAACUGAUGUAAUUAAAAGGAAAAAAAAAACAAAACAUA